AUGACUUCUAAAACUCCCGUCAAUUUCUUGCUUGGUACUCACCAUGUGGGCGAUAGCACCAAGAGCCCACUGGCACCAUUUGACAAACCAGAGGAUGUCCAGGCUCUAUUGGACGCAUUCCAUAGUCGCGGAUAUAACCAUCUUGAUACAGGCCGCAACUACUCCCUCCACGCUCCGGGCUCCAGCGAGGAUCGCCUGGGCAAGUCCAAGAACCUCAGCCGCUUUGUCAUCCACACCAAGGUUGAAGACGGCUUUGUUGGAGCUCACGAGGCAACCAAAAUUCACGCCAGCAUCGACAAAUCGCUCAAGGCUCUCAACGUCUCCAGCGUAGAGACCAUGUAUCUCCACGUGCCGGAUCGACAGACACCUUUUGCGGAGACAGCACAGGCACUCCACGAGGCCAAACAACAGGGAAAGUUCAAGCACUGGGGUUUGUCUAACUACGCCGCAAGCGAGGUUGAACAAUUCAUCAAGAUUUGCGAAGAAAAGGGUUACGAUAAGCCCAAAGUGUUUCAGGGCCACUACAAUCCAAUUGUGAGAGGAGGCGAGAAAGAGCUCUUUCCAGUGUUGAGGAAGCACGGAAUCGCGUUUGUUGCUUAUAGCCCGGCUGCAGGUGGCUUCUUCAACGGCAAUGUAGCUACAUCGACACGAUGGGAUAGCGAGAAUGCUACCGGAACACUGUACAAUGCACUGUAUAAGGAUGCCGCUGUCCGAGCCUCCGCCGCCAUUGUGCAUGACGCUGCAGCUAGACAUGGCAUCAGCGGACAUGCUGCUGCAAUCCGAUGGACAGCGUACCACAGCGCUCUAGAUGGAAAAUUCGGCGACGGAGUUGCCUUCGGGGUGUCCAAGGUAGAGCAGGUACACAAGACGUUGGAUGCACUUGAGGCUGGUCCCCUACCAGCCGAUGUGGCUGAUGCCAUCACCGCCAUCUAUGCGACGGUUGAGGGCUCGGAGCCUCCGUACUUUCUUGGGGAGGCUACUACUAAACUUGUAUCUACACAGGAACAGUAA
Clonostachys rhizophaga is the source of this 1011-nucleotide messenger RNA. Lineage: Eukaryota; Fungi; Ascomycota; Sordariomycetes; Hypocreales; Bionectriaceae. The record is from the annotation of a GenBank genome assembly.